UCUGGGCCGCCACCGCAGGGAGCUGCCGUCACCGCCUGCCCUCUGCCGGGCGAGGAGGAGCAGGAGCGCGCCGAGUGACGUGCCCCCCCCCCCCCCCGAUCCCGGAGCUUAGCAUGAUUCAUCAACAGCUGCCGCUAAGAUGCUGCGCGCAGCCCCGAUGUAGCUCUUGAGCGCCGAUCCUCUCGCCGCACCCCCGGCCCGAGACUUUCCCUUUGCCUUUGGGCGCCGCGGGAAAAGGCAGGCAAGAUGGAAGAAAUCUUAAAGAAGCUGCAGAAGGAAGCGUCGGGGAGCAAAUACAAGGCGAUCAAGGAGAGUUGCACCUGGGCCAGCGAAACAUUAGAAUCUCUGGAUGAUACUACCAAGAUCCCUCCUUAUCAGUUAAGGGAGAAGUGUCUCCUUCCACUGCAACUGGCUUUGGAGAGCAAGAAUAUGAAACUGGCACAGCAAGCUCUAGCAGGGAUGCAGAAGCUACUGUCUGAUGAGCGAUUUGUAUCCAUGGAAACUGACUCUGAUGACAAGCAGUGUCUUAAUCAAAUGCUGAACGCAAUCAGAGUGACUCCAUCUCUCAAUGAGGACCUGCAGGUAGAAGUGAUGAAGGUAUUGCUUUGCAUAACAUACGCGCCAACAUUUGAGUUGAAUGGAAGUUCUGUACUUAAGAUUGCUGAAGUUUGUAUUGAAACUUAUAUUUCCAGUUAUCACCAGCGGAGUAUUAAUACAGCUGUACGGGCAACCCUCAGCCAGAUGUUGAGUGAUUUGAUUUUACAAUUACGGCAAAAACAAGAAAAUACAAUGACCGAAAACCAAGGAGUUCUUCAAGGCUGCAAGAAUUCAGAUUCCACCACUGAAUCAUUCUGUGAUGAUGUUGUAUCUGUCUAGGUCUUUUGUGAAAAACUUCAGACAGCAAUCAGUGAGAAUCAGCAGUUGCAGCUUCUCUACCUGGAAUGCAUUCUUUCCAUGCUGAAUAGCUUCUCUUCUGGUAUGCACCACCAUAAAGGAUUCACUGACCUCAUCUGGAAGCAGCUGUGUCCAGCCCUGAUAGUAAUCUUGGGCAAUCCGGUUCAUGAUAAAACGAUCACAUCUGCUCACAGCAACACCAGUCAUGAAGCUGAUUCUCCUUCUUCCGGAGUCUCUGACCAUGGCCGAGGAUCAGGCUGCUCUACAACUGCCCCUGCCCUUAGUAGUCCUGUUGCACGGACUAUCUACUACAUUGCAGCAGAGCUUGUUCGGUUGGUGGGCUCAGUGGAGUCCAUGAAGCCUGUUCUGCAGUCUCUCUACCAUCGGAUGCUUCUGUAUCCUCCACCCCAGCACAGAGUAGAAGCUAUCAAGAUCAUGAAAGAGAUACUUGGAAGUCCUCGGCGGCUUUGUGAUUUAGCAGGUCCCUGCUCUACAGAACCAGAAUCAAAAAAGAGAUCCAUUUCAAAAAGAAAAUCCCACCUGGACCUUCUUAAACUAAUCUUGGAUGGGAUGACGGAAGCCUGCAUAAAAGGUGGCAUUGAAGCCUGUUAUGCCUCAGUAUCCUGCGCCUGUGCCCUGCUUGGAACUCUGGAUGAGCUAAGUCAAGGAAAGGGCCUUGAUCAGGAGCAAGUACAUCUGCUUCUCCGGAGGCUGGACGAGUUAAAAGAGGGGGCUGAGACCAGUAGAGAUUCCAUGGAGAUCAACGAUGCUGAUUUUAGGUGGCAAAGACGUAUCCUGUCAUCGGAACAUGCCCCCUGGGAGCCAGGCCAUGAGAAGAGUCCUGACAUUAGUAUUAGUGUUACCACAGAUACCGGUCAGACAACCCUGGAAGGAGAUAUGGGACAGACAACCCCAGAUUCUGACAUUCGUAAAAAUUCUUUGCAAUCCCCAGCUGGACAAGCAGGCAAAGAAAUUCAUUAUAAAGAGCCAGAAUCAGAAACAAUUGACCAACCGGAUGUAGUUCAACGGAGCCAUAAUGUUGUCUAUCCAGAUAUAACUAAUUUCCUUUCUGUUGAUUGCAAGGUCCGUUCGUGUGGAUCUAGAUACAGCGAGAGUAAUUUCAGUGUUGAAGACCAAGAUCUUUCCAGAACUGAAUUUGAUUCAUGUGACCAGUAUUCCAUGGCAGCAGAAAAAGAUUCUGGAAGAUCAGAUGUGUCGGAUAUAGGUUCAGAUAACUGUUCUUUAGCUGAUGAAGAACAGACGCCACGGGACUGUCCGGGUCACAAGUCUUUACGAACUGCUGCCCUUUCCUUGAAGCUACUUAAGAACCAGGAAGCAGAUCAGCAAAGUGCCAGGUUGUUUAUUCAGUCUCUUGAAACUCUCCUUCCUCAUCUUAUAGCUGUUGCUACAGUAGAAGAGGUAGAUUUGGCUCUCCAGAACUUUUCUUCAAGUUUUUGUUCAGACAUGAUGCAUUCUCCAGGAAUUGAAGGGAAUGUCAGCUUUAACUUCCAGAACCUGAUGAACGCAGAUAGCCUCUACGCAGUCUCUCACUACAUACUCCUGCUGAACCUGAAGCUGUCAAACGCAGAAUACUAUCGGAAGAAACCUGCCCAGUCCCCUGUAUUAUUGAAGGAAUUCAUGAAACAGGUCCAAUCCAGUGGGGUUCUGAUGGUAUUUUCUCAGGCCUGGGUUGAAGAACUUUACCAUCAAGUAUUGGAGAGAAAUCUUCUUGGGGAAGCUGGUUAUUGGGGAAAUCCUGAAGAACAUAGCCUUCCACUCAUUACUAUGCUGACAGGCAUUGAUGGCUUGGGAAGCAGUGCAAUAGGUGGGCAGCUGAUGGCUUCGGCUUCCAAACAAUCUCCUCUCUCCCAGACCUGGAAACCAGAUGAUACAUUGAUGGCAGGAGUUGCUUUCGCCCGAUACCUUCUAAUUGGUUGCUGGAAGAAUUUGAUUGAUACCUUAUCAACACCUCUGACUGGCCGCAUGGCAGGGAGCUCCAAAGGAUUAGCAUUCAUUCUUGGAGCUGAAGGCAUCAAGGAGCAGAACCAAAAGGAGAAGGAUGCCAUCUGCAUGAGUUUAGAUGGGCUAAGGAAGGCAGCUCGGCUCAGUUGUGCUUUAGGAGUUGCUGGUAAUUGUGCAUCAGCCCUUGCCCAGAUGGCAGCUGCCUCUUGUGUUCAAGAGGAGAAAGAGGAAAGAGAUGCCCAAGAGCCCAGUGAUGCCAUUGCUCAAGUAAAACAGAAAGUGGAGCAGAAACUGGAGCAGAUGGGGAAGGCGCAAGGUGUCUGCCUCCACACCGCUCAUGUUUUAUGCAUGGAUGCUGUUCUUGCUGUGGGAUUGGAGAUGGGAAGCCAGAAUCCAGACUGUUGGCCUCAUGUGUUUAGAGUAUGUGAAUACAUCAGCACUCUGGAACAUGCCCAUUUCAGCGAUGGCACUUCUCAGCCACCUGUAACUAUCACCCAAGCCCAACAGGGAGCAGUGGCACUUCAGGGUGAAGUUCAGACUACAGACUCUCCCCAGGAACUGAUUCUGGAGCAAGAGACAGCCCUAAGGAACAAUCCUGUCAUCCAACCAGUAUCCAUUCAGGAUCUCAUCAAAGAAAGCAGUAAGGGAAGAGCUUUUGAUUUUCGAGGAGGCAGCCUGAUGACCGGGAGCAGUGCUGCCAAGGCUAUCCUCACCCUCUCUAAUCAAGCUGACAGGCUUUUUGAAGAUGCUGUUGAACUGAAUCUGAUGGCUUUGGGAGGUUUCCUGUACCAGCUAAAAAAGGCCUCCCAAUCCCAACUCUUCCAGUCAGUUACAAACACAGUCGAUUAUUCUUUGGCCAUGCCAGGUAUAAAUAAAUCCACUCAAGAAAGAAGUGCCCUUCACUUGUUCCGUCUAGGGACCAUGCUCCGAAUUGUGAGAAGUAGAAAACGGCCUUUGCUCCAUCUUAUGCGCUUGCAUCUAGUGGCUCCUCACUUAGUGGAAGUGAGCGCUGCCAUAAAGAACACAGUUUCUCAGAAGGCUGUUUCUUUUAUCCAUGACAUCCUAACAGAGGUUCUAACAGUCUGGAACGAACCGCCUCAUUUUCACUUCAGCGAGGCCCUUUUUGGCCCUUUGGAGCUCAUCAUGCAGCUUGAACUUUGUGAUGAGGACAUUCAGGACCAGGUGGUCACAUCUAUAGGAGAGCUGGUGGAGGUGUGCUCAACUCGAAUUCAAUCAGGCUGGAGACCAUUGUUCAGUGCUUUGGAAACUGUGCGCAGCAGCAGCAGCAAGUCAGAAGUUAAAGAGUAUCUUGUUGGAGAAUAUUUGAUGGGUGAGGAAAUGUCAGCUCCAGUUUUUGAUGUCUUCGAAGCUUUUCUAAAUACUGACAACAUCCAAGUCUUUACAAAUGCCGCCACCAGUUACAUCAUAUGCCUUAUGAAAUUUGUCAAAGGAUUAGGGGAAGCCGACUGCAAGGAUAUUGGUGACUGUACAUCAGGAUACCCAUCUACAGAUUUGUGCCUUCCUGCACUUGAUUAUCUCAGGAGGUGUUCCCAGCUACUUGCCAAAAUCUACAAAAUGCCCUUGAAGCCUAUUUUUCUCAGUGGGAAAUUGCUACUUACCCAAAGGAUCCAGGAACGAUCCGCAAGCAGUGAGGAUGGCAUUGAAUGUGUCCUUUCUGAGUUUGACGAUGACAGAUUUUGUUUCUUAGGCCUUAUUAAUGUCUGGAUCCUUCUGCUAGAAGAGCUAACUACUGCUGUGUCUAAUUGCCCUCGGCAGAACCAGCCUCCUACUUUGGAUCUGCUCUUCGAACUACUAAGAGAGUGUUACCAAAAACACCAGCUGCUCUCUUUCCUGGUCAGCAUAGGGUAUUUAAUUAUAAGCAAAAAGCGAGUUAAAGAUACUGAACUUGUCAGCUGGAAAGUUGACAGUCCAGGCCCAGGAUUUGGUAUUUAUGCAGUCGUACACCUCCUGCUCCCUACAAUGUCUCUUUGGCUUCAUCGCAGCCAUGGCGAUCAUUCUUACUGGGAUGGGGCAUCCGCUAAUUUCAAACAUGCCAUUGGCCUUUCCUGCGAAUUAGUGGUGGAGCACAUUCAAAGUUUCAUACAUUCAGAUGUUGGCUAUGAGAAUAUGAUCAACACGAUGCUCAAAGAUCUUUUCAAGUUACUUGUAGCUUGUGUAGCGGAAACCACAGAGACCAUCUCUAGAGUCGGGUGCUCUUGUAUCAGAUAUGUACUGGUGACAGCUGGUCCUGUUUUUACUGAAGAAAUGUGGCGUCUGGCAUGUUGUGCUUUAGAGGAUGCUUUUUCAACUACUCUUGAACCAGUGAAGAAUCUGUUGGGCUAUUUCCACAGCGGCUCUGAAAACCUGAGUGGUGAUGCCUGUGAGAUGAAAAUGGCAGCUCCUUCCCUCUCCCCUAGUGCUGAAGCUGAAUACUGGAGAAUAAGGGCGAUGGCCCAACAAGUUUUCAUGUUGGACACCCAAUGCUCCCCAAAGACACCCAAUAACAAGGAAGGAUUUGAGCAUGCUCAAUCCUGUCUGCUUAUUAUUGAGCUGCCUCCUGAUAGGAAGUCCAAUGGCCACUCACAGAAAAGUAUCCCUUUCAGAACAAUUGUAGUGAGCCUGCUUUCCCAUCAAGUCCUGCUGCAGAAUUUAUAUGAUAUUUUGUUGGAAGAAUUUGUGAAAGGGCCCUCACACACUGAAGAGAAGGUAACACACCAAUUGCCAGAAACCAAACUCACUGGUUUCCUCAGGUACAUUUCUAUGCAGAACUUGGCUGUCAUCUUUGAUUUACUAUUGGACUCCUACCGAACAGCCAGAGAGUUUGAUACAAGGACUGGGCUGAAGUGCUUGCUCAAAAAGGUAUCUGGCAUUGGUGGGGCCGCCAACUUGUACCGCCAGUCGGCUAUGAGCUUCAAUAUCUACUUCCAUGCCUUGAUCUGUGCUAUUGUGACCAAUCAGGAAAACAUCACUGCGGAACAGGUGAAGAAAAUCCUUUUUGAAGAUGAUGAAAGGAGCACAGAUUCAUCCCAACAAUGCUCUUCAGAAGACGAAGACAUUUUUGAAGAGACUGCUCAAGUCAGCCCACCAAGGGGGAAAGAGAAGAGGCAGUGGAGGGCCAGGUUGCCAUCGCUGAGUGUCCAACCCGUGAGCAAUGCAGACUGGGCUUGGCUAAUCAAAAGGCUUCACAAACUCUGCAUGGAGUUAUGUAAUAACUACAUUCAGAUGCAUUUGGAUUUGGAAAAUAGUGUCGAUGAGCUCCCUGUCUUCAGGGGCGACCCCAUCUUAAUCCUUCCAGCCUUUCAAUCAGAAACACCCGUAUCAUCUACUGGAGCCCUUUCUGGAAAAAACACCCCUUCAGAAGAUGAUAGAAGCCAGAGUAGGGAUUUCCUCACCGAAAACCUCACUCCUAAGGGAAGUACAGAUAUGAUGCUUCUUCCACCUUUGAGCCCCAAAAUGGAGAAGAAAGAACAAGGCAGGAAAAAAGAAUGGUGGGAGAGUGCUAGCAACAAAAUUUACAGCAUAGCAACAGACAAAACCAUAUCAAAACUAAUGACGGAGUAUAAAAAAAGAAAACAACAGCAACAUAAUUUAGCUAAUUUCUCCAAAGAGAUGAAAGCUGACAAGAAAGGGGAUCCGCUCGGCACAAGAGGGCCAGAUUCACCUCUCCACCAUCGGCCACAAAAUCUGAUUGAUCAAGGCCAGAUGAGACACUCCUUUAGCGCCGGGCCAGAGAUUCUGAGGCAAGAAAAGAGGCCACGCUCCGGGUCUACUGCCAGCUCAUUCAGCAUAUCGGUCCGGGAUGGGGAGGCACAAAUACAGGCAUGGACCAACAUGGUUCUGACAGUUCUUAAUCAGAUUCAAUCCCUACCAGACCAGAUCUUCAUCGCUCUACAACCAGUGGUAUUUCCCUGCAUCAGUCAAUUGACUUGCCAUGUGACAGACAUCCGGGUUCGUCAGGCUCUGAGAGAAUGGCUGGGACGAGUGGGAAGGGUUUAUGACAUCAUUGUGUAGAAGACUUUAGUUGCCUUAUCAAAGAGAGACUGAAUCUAAGAUACUUCGAGGAACAGAAAUAAAGUGCAUUUGUUGAAAUCUUUGUCUAUUAAAAAAAAAUGGUAGAAGGAUGUACAUCUGCCCAUUUGCUUGUCAGUAAUAACUAGCAAGAUCUGUUCCAUGCUGUUAAAUCUUAAGAGCACAGUGUAGUCAUACUCAUGACACCAGAUAAUGUAAUAUAAUAACAAGAGCCUUUCUAUUAAAUUUGAAAUGGGUAUUCAGACAGGCUGAUAUUCAAACAGGCUGACAGUCUCAAUAUGUUUGAUACUGCAUCUCAAAAGGAAAAAAAAGCAGUUUGUGGAGCAAGGAAAACAGCAUGGAAUGGACGCAGUCAUGUAAUAGGCUUUGCCAAGAUUGACCAUUGAGAAUGUAAAGAUUGCUGAGAUGUCUUUGGUACAGAUUUGUGUUACGUCUUAUAUGAGGCAUCUGAUCCUUAAGCCAUCUGAAUUUAAAACAAUAGUUGUACCAAUGAACAGAGGAGCCCAUUUAUUCUAAUCUUUAUAAAACAUCUUGGCAAUGAAAACUAGGCCUCCAGACUUAGGAAGUCACUAUUUCAAUGUGAUUGUAACAGGUUUUCAGACAGAAAUACUUAACCAUCUUGGAAGUACCGCAUAGGCUCUAUGAAUUAUUUCAUAUUGCUAUAAGGGUGUCUGUCUAAAAAUUAUUAGAAUUGUCCAAUGCUGAUUUGAGAAAUAAGCUGAAGUCAUUUUUCUCAUUUUGGUGCAAACCCAAGACCAAAAAUGUAUUUUCUCUGUUGUGUAAGUUGCAAGUGCUAGUUAGGUUUUCUGGUUCUAUAUCUUUACUUAUCCCUUCACUGGGUGUUAACAAAUGGGCUGUGAAGUGUGUCCCAAGUUUUCUGUUUUCAGGCUUUCCAUUUGUAUUGCCUGGCUUCUCUGUCAGGACAAAAGAAUCUGAAAAUUAGGCACAUGACUAGAAUUUGUAGAGUUAUCAAAUUUAUACACUUACCACAAAUCUGUAAAAUAGAUUGUUCUCAGAGAUAUUUGGUGACCUUUGUAGUUUUAUGGCCAAGCAGAAAUAUCACUCACUCAUCAUUCUUUUCUUAAGCCAAGCUGGGUGACAUCCAUAGCUGAAAAUAAAGAUAUGUAAGAAACGUUAUGUUAAUUAUGGGACAAAUUGAGCCACCACAUCUAUUUUAUAUAAAAUGUAUAAAUGUUUUCUCUGCGUUUUCUUGCAGAGAGUAAAAUGUAACUUUAAAUAUUAGUGUAUAAUUUAAUAGGCUAGUUACAAUUGAGAAAAGGAUACAGAAGUAAGGGAAAAUAUACAAGUUUAUAUAAUGUGGCCAUUAUAUAAAAGGCAGUUCUUGAGAUGAAAAACGGAGAAAAAUUAGUAUCUAGUUUGUAGGACGCUGAAGUGAUGGAGGUAGCUGGCUGGUAUGGUUGUGAAUGGAAGAGAAGAGCAGCCAAUUAGGUGUUAAUUCCAGUAAGGGAAUUUGGGAAAGGCAGCUGUCACCUCAUCUUGCCUUCACAAUAGCAUUUCCACCCCGACAACUUCUCACACUGAAAUUGACCACAAUUGUUUAACUCUGGGUCUCCAAACAUAUAGAAGGCUCGGAGAACGUGACGAUGUUUUCCGUCCCUAUAGUUGGCCAAAUAGCAGAAUGACUAGAACUCCACCCACCUAUCCAAUUUCUCUAUAAUGAUAAUUACAGAAAUAUAAACUCCAAAUCCCCCUGAGAAGUUGCUCUGAUGGGAAGCUAUACGAGGUGAGGUUGUUUGGGAAAAUGCAAACAAAGCACUAAUAGCCUCUGGUGCUUUCUCAGUCAAUUCAACAUCAACCCUUUCAUACGUUCAGACACAAGUAUGGAUUGUAUAUGUGAAAUCACUUCUUAUUGCGGACCAUUUUUCCAUCAGCUAUUUUUCCUUAUAUCUGUGACCAGGGCUUAAUGAUCAUGUUUGGUGAAGGAAGAUAAGUUCUUAAUAUUGGAAACCUAUGGAUCAAGAUGCACUGGGUGGUGGCAGAGGAGUUCAGGGGCAGAUGGCAAGGGAGGCGUGAGAUUUUUAUCAGUGAGAAAACCAAUGACCCACAAGAUGUGCAGAGAUAGUGAUUAAGCUUCUUUGGAUCAGUCUGGUCUGGAGCUGAUGCCAGAGGAAUUCAGGACACUGGUGUGAAAGUGCCUAUAGGCAGCUGGUGAAGAAUGAAUCCCAGCUACACCAAUACAGGGAAGCUCACCUUUGAACUACUGCUAAAACUGAACAACUGGUGGUCAUGUUUCACUGCUAAAAAAAUGAUACGUAGUAUGUGAGUCCGCACACUUUCCUCAUGUCUUACAUGAAUGUGAUCAAACCCUGCAUCUGCCUUCUCUCUCUUUGUUAAGUCAUUGUUGGAUAUAUGCCCAAAUGAGCUGUUGUAUCAGCAAGUGUUAGAGGCACCAGCAAAGUGUUCUGUUGGGGUGCAGUUGGGAUCAACCUUAUGAGCAUUGCAGCGUUGCCUGUUGUGCUAGCCUUCAUUUUCAACCACAGGCAUCGAACUGAUUGAGUGGAAGAGCCUUAAUCAGCCUUGCAGCUUGCUUGAACAGCAAACAGUCCAGUUUCCUUUGCUUCCCCGCUUUCUCGUUCAUUCAACAGAAGACUUUGAAUGUACAAGUUGUGUCAGCUGCUGCUGAACUCUAGUGAUUGUCUAUUCUGAAUUAUUGAAUUAUUUGUCAGUGCUAUGCCCUGAGAUGAUUGUUUGAUUCUUCUAUUUGUUUGUUCUUUAAGAUUUAAAUAAUGCUGUGUUUCUAUGGUUCUUUGUGAAGAGGGGAUUGUUUUAGGGGAACAUUUUCACAUGGUGUACACCUACAUUGUUUGUGAGAUCUUAUACACGUACUCUAGUUUGUCACUUUGAAGUAUCUGUUGAACAUGGUAACUUGAGCAGAGAGACAGAAUCACCAUACACAAAAAAAGUUUAAUCUGUUCUCCUGAAUACUGAAAAAAAAGUUUCGAUUUCAAGUGUUGCUUUUCAGUUCUGUGCUGUUGGGUGUAGGUUACUUGUACAUGCUGUGCGUGGAAUGACAAAGUGCUAAUAUUUCGUACAUAAAAAGUGGAAUAACAAAAUGUAACAAACUUGUAGGGCCACUAUUACAAAAGCAGGCAACAAUUUAUUAUUAUUUAUUUCAAAGAAGGGAAGUAUUACACAUUCCUGC
Thamnophis elegans (Western terrestrial garter snake) is the source of this 10048-nucleotide messenger RNA. It is a transcript of the gene ARFGEF3, whose product is annotated as ARFGEF family member 3. The record is from RefSeq and is a predicted model, not a curated record. NCBI's taxonomy places the organism in Eukaryota, Metazoa, Chordata, Lepidosauria, Squamata, Natricidae. Gene Ontology annotation, molecular function: guanyl-nucleotide exchange factor activity. Gene Ontology annotation, biological process: regulation of ARF protein signal transduction.